GGGACAGCUCAUGGCUUGAAGAAAGGAACAGUCAGGGGAAAGUGGAGAGGUUCCGCUUGCGGGUGCCUAGCCAAGAGAAAUGCGUUUGAUGUGCUAGGGGACCUCAAGCCUCCUGGAGCUCUCCCUCCUUUUCCCAUGGAGUUACUGCUAACGCACGUGAGCACUAGGUAAAUAUUUGGCCAACAGGGUCAGAAGCCACACGUUGCUUCCUGCUGGGAUAUUCCUGUGCAUAAAGCCCGGCUGGCAUAUCUGCCUGGCCAAGCUGGGAAGACCGGUGCUGCUGGAGAGAGAGUCAUGCAGUCUGUGGCUGUGCUACUCCUGGGCUUCCUGUGUACCUUCAGCACAGGCCAGCGUUCUCCACUUAAUGACUUCCAAAGGCUGAAAGCUAUCCAGCUGACCCACGGGUCCCAGCUGAACUCAGAGCGACCCAUGGCAGUAGCAGAGUGUGCACGGAGAUGUGCAAUAUUGCUUGACUGUCGAGCUUUUAAUUACAACCUGCGGAGUCAAGGGUGCCAGCUGCUGUCGCUGACCCAGCAUUCGCCAGGCGCCCAGUUGCAGAGGAAUGUCCACUAUGAUCUCUACCAGAAGAAAGGUUAUGUGAGAGAGUGCAUCAGGGGCAAUGGGGCAGACUACAGAGGGACUCAGUCCACGACUGAGAAGGGGAAAACCUGUCAGCACUGGCAGAAGCGGUAUCCUCACGAUCACAGGUAUCACUUUUCUACGGAUCAUGUGUAUGGUUCUACGGCUGGACUUGACUUUGGGCUUUUUUCCCUGGAAUAUGAUCCAGGAGAUAGGUUUGCUGCAUCAAUAUAUACCGGACUGGAAGAAAAUUACUGCCGGAAUCCAGAUGAGGAUGAGAACGGUCCCUGGUGCUACACUACUGAUCCUGCUGUCCGGUACCAAAGCUGUGGUCUCCAGAAAUGUGAAAAUGCCAAAUGCGUGUCAUGUAACGGCGAGGACUACCAGGGCUUCGUGGAUCACACGGAGUCGGGCACGGAGUGCCAGCGCUGGGACCUGCAGCAUCCGCACAAGCAUCCCUACGAGCCAAACAGAUACCCUGAUAAAGACCUUGCUGACAACUAUUGCCGCAAUCCUGAUGGUUCUGAGCGCCCUUGGUGUUACACGACCAAUCCUGCCAAGCAGCGGGAGUUUUGCCAGAUCCAGAAAUGCACGAAGGAGGCAGAGAAAACUCAGCAGCCCUCUACGACAACCAACUGCUACCGGCUGAAGGGAGAAGGCUACCGUGGCAAGGUGAACUUCACAACAUCGGGCAGCCCCUGCCAGCGCUGGGACUCGCAGACGCCUCACCAGCACAACUUCCUACCGGAGAAAUAUGAGUGCAAAGACCUGAGGGAAAAUUACUGCCGGAACCCUGACGGUUCAGAGGCCCCCUGGUGCUUCACCACGCUACCGAAUGUGCGGAGGGCCUUUUGCUUCCAAAUCAAGCAUUGUGUUGAUGAUGUUGCGGUAGAAGACUGUUACCAUGGAAAUGGAGAAGAAUAUCAAGGCACUGUUAGCAGGACCCGGAAAGGAAUCAGCUGCCAAAGGUGGAAGGAUCAGUCACCUCACAAACCCCAAGACUUCCCUACCAUGCUCCCAACGGUGCGUCUUGAAGAGAACUAUUGCCGCAACCCUGACAAUGACAGCCAUGGGCCCUGGUGUUACACCAUGAAUCCCAACAUCCCAUUUGAUUACUGUGCUAUUGAGCCGUGCGCUGGUGAAAAGAAGCCAUCCAUCUUUCUGAACCCAGAGAACAUCAUCUUUGACCAGUGUGGCCAGAGGGAUGACAGAAUGCAGUCACGGGCUCGUGUUGUGGGUGGGCGCCCUGGGAACUCACCUUGGACCGUCAGCAUCCGCAAUCGGGAAGGUGUUCACUUCUGCGGCGGUUCACUGGUGAAAGAACGGUGGGUCAUCAGCACACGCCAUUGUUUCUCCUCUUGUGACGCUGAUCUAGCUGGUUAUGAAGUUUGGCUUGGGACGCUUUUUAAGAGCCCCGGUCCUAAUGACCCGGACAGACAGGCCAUCCCCAUCCUGAAGAUUGUCUGUGGGCCCUCAGAGUCUUUUCUGGUGAUGUUGAAACUGCAAAGACCAGCCAUCCUGAACCAGCGAGUGGCACUGAUCUGUCUCCCGCCUGAGCGCUACAUAGUGCCUGAGCACACGCCAUGUGAAAUCGCAGGAUGGGGUGACACCGGGGGCGCUGGCAAUGAAAACGUCCUCAAUGUGGCUAAGCUGCCGAUCAUGAGCAAUCAGCAGUGCAAUGUGGAACUCCGAGGCCGCGUGAAGGAGAGCGAGCUGUGUACAGCACCCCUGCGUGUGGGUGUGGGGGCCUGCGAGGGUGAUUUUGGAGGCCCUUUGGCUUGCUUGACUCAUGACUGCUGGGUGCUACAAGGCGUGAUCACCCCGUCCCGCGUAUGUGCUCGCAAAGACAAGCCAUCCACCUUCAUUCGUGUUUCUCUCUAUGUUGACUGGAUCAACAAAGUAAUGAAGUUGAGCUGAACUUGCUGGAGGCAGCACAGCCUGAUGUCUCCCAUCUCCCUCUGCUGCAUCCUCCUCCUCAGCAUCACCCCGGAAUGGUCCUUCCCCGCUUUUCAGCCCAUCUAGCAACAGUGCUUUGGAAGGAUAAGCAAGGAGGCUGGAGCACGCUCAAGAUAAAUUGUGUCCUGGCCUCCCCGUCUCCUGCCCUUCCUGCCAACUGGUGUGGCCCCUUUCCCCUUCUCCAAGGCCAAUUUUCCAGCUUUGGAGUGUCAGCCAGCAUGCUUCUCUCCCCAUCAUCUGCAAAGGGGCAUGGGCACUCCACUUUCUAAGAUUAAACCAUUCAGAAUCAAAAACAUGCUUUGGUCCCAAAGAUGCUUGUCCAGGGGCCAUACAAUUGCUCUCUUAAAGUAGAAUGCAGAGAGGGGGUCUGACUUCCAAAAAGCUGUAUUCUGUGAGGAUUCAUGAGGCUCAGCAAUAAAUACUUUUGCUGGAAAUGCCACGCGAGCCCUAGAGGCACUCUUGGAAAUAAAGAUGGUGCUGUUGACCAGU
Varanus komodoensis (Komodo dragon) is the source of this 3024-nucleotide messenger RNA. RefSeq names its product macrophage stimulating 1 (gene MST1). The transcript has 19 exons. Gene Ontology annotation, biological process: regulation of receptor signaling pathway via JAK-STAT; proteolysis. Lineage: Eukaryota; Metazoa; Chordata; Lepidosauria; Squamata; Varanidae. The record is from RefSeq and is a predicted model, not a curated record. Gene Ontology annotation, molecular function: receptor tyrosine kinase binding; serine-type endopeptidase activity. Bases 295 to 2496 code for a protein of 733 amino acids.